Colletotrichum abscissum is the source of this 1254-nucleotide messenger RNA. RefSeq names its product choline/ethanolamine kinase. Gene Ontology annotation, molecular function: ethanolamine kinase activity. Lineage: Eukaryota; Fungi; Ascomycota; Sordariomycetes; Glomerellales; Glomerellaceae. The record is from RefSeq and is a predicted model, not a curated record. The transcript is spliced from 2 exons. Gene Ontology annotation, cellular component: cytoplasm. The coding region runs from base 1 to 1254 and encodes 417 amino acids. Gene Ontology annotation, biological process: phosphatidylethanolamine biosynthetic process.
AUGACCCAAGGUGCAAGCAACGGCCACCCAAACGGGUCGGCGCUGCCCCAUGUCCGAACACUUCCCCUUUUCUACGACAGCGAAGACUCUCAGCAAUCUGCGACUAGUCUAAUCCUGACUGUUCGACCAGACUGGGCCUCCGACGACUCCAACAUCGAAUUCGUUCGCUUCACCGACGGCAUCACCAAUACCCUACUCAAAGCCAUCAACAAGCGAAAGGGCUGGUCCAAGGAGGAUAUAGACAGAGAGGCCAUCUUGUUGCGCGCGUAUGGAAAUGGAACCGCUGUCCUCAUCGACCGCGAGCGCGAAGCUCAGAACCAUGAACUUCUCAUGAAGCACGGCCUUGCCCCCGAAUUGCUCGCCCGAUUCCAGAAUGGCAUGCUCUACCGAUUUAUCAAGGGCAGCGUCACAGCCCCGGAGGACCUGAGGAAGCCACACAUCUAUCGAGCCGUCGCCAGCAGGUUAGCGCAGUGGCACGCGACUGUGCCCUGCAUUACACACCAGACAUCUACCAAUGGCAACGCCAAGGGCCACGAUCAGGACCUGAAUGCCAUCAUCGAGAACGCUGCACCUGGGAAGCCUGUGCCGAACCUAUGGUCAGUGAUGCAAAAAUGGAUUUUGGCCCUGCCCAGCGAUACACAGGUCCAGAGGGAGAGACAAGACAAGCUGCAGAAGGAGUUUGAAUACAUUGUGGAGGAGUUCAGCCAACGCCCCGGUCUAGGUGUUGAUGGCCUAGUUUUUGCCCAUUGCGAUUUGCUGAGCGGCAACGUGAUCGUGUUACCGAGUACCCAACCCGCCAAAGGCCCCAAGAAGGAGGCUACAGUGACGUUCAUCGACUACGAGUAUGCCACGCCGUCACCAGCCGCGUUCGAUAUCGCCAACCACUUGGCCGAGUGGGGUGGAUUCGACUGCGACUACAACUUCAUGCCUACCCAGUCCCAGCGUCGAGAGUUCAUUGAGGAGUACAUUCGCUCGUUCUACAAAUACUCCGAGAACAACACAAAUGUUGAUGUCGAGGCGGAGGUCCGAAAGCUCACACACGAGGUGGACCUAUUCCGUGGCGUGCCGGGGUUCUAUUGGGGCAUCUGGGCUUUGAUCCAAGCCGUCAUCUCGGAGAUCGACUUUGAUUACGCCUCGUAUGCGGAAACGCGCCUCGCCGAGUACUGGGCGUGGAAGGAAGAGAAAGAGGGUACCAGAGCCGCGGCCGGCAAAGAGAAGCCCCUGCGUGAGAGACGCUGGGAGCAACUGGAGUGA